Messenger RNA from Rhizophagus irregularis DAOM 181602=DAOM 197198, 651 nucleotides. RefSeq lists its product as uncharacterized. Gene Ontology annotation, cellular component: cytoplasm. Lineage: Eukaryota; Fungi; Glomeromycota; Glomeromycetes; Glomerales; Glomeraceae. The record is from RefSeq and is a predicted model, not a curated record. Gene Ontology annotation, molecular function: biotin--[biotin carboxyl-carrier protein] ligase activity. Gene Ontology annotation, biological process: protein modification process.
AUGUUUUUAAUAAUUAGAAAUUUUAAAUUUACAAAAAAUUUGCCCACUGGACUUGUUUUCGUAGCUACACAACAAAUUCAAGGACGAGGUCGUGGUAGCAAUUCUUGGAUUUCACCUCCUGGAUGUCUCCAAUUUUCUAUUAUUUUAAGACAUCCAUCAAAUUCGUCAUCGCCUGUUGUCUUUAUUCAAUAUCUCUUAUCAUUAGCUGUAGUUGAAGCUGUUAGAACAAAGAAAGGUUAUGAGGAUAUUCCUCUUCGAUUGAAAUGGCCAAAUGAUAUCUAUGUGGAAUCAUCCUCACCUAAUGAUGAAUCAGUUAAAUCACCUAAAAUUAUUAAAAUUGGUGGUGUAAUUGUUAAUUCACAAUAUACUCAAGAUGAAUUAGAUGAAUUCCUUUUAAUUGCGGGAUGUGGAGUUAACGUAAGCAAUUUAGCACCCACAACUGCUAUCAACCAUAUAAUAUCUUUAUAUAAUCAUGCUAAUAAUACUCAACUAGAGGAAUUUUCUCAAGAACAACUUUUAGCUGCUAUCCUUGUAAAAUUUGAAUCAUUUUACAGUGAUUUUUGUAGGAAUGGAUAUGGAUUUGAACCUUUUCUUGAUAUUUAUUAUGAAAGAUGGUUACAUACGUUUGUAUUGAUUUUUCACAUUCUAUAA